Messenger RNA from Carassius carassius (crucian carp), 641 nucleotides. Its product is annotated as anaphase-promoting complex subunit 16. Gene Ontology annotation, biological process: protein ubiquitination. The transcript is spliced from 3 exons. Lineage: Eukaryota; Metazoa; Chordata; Actinopteri; Cypriniformes; Cyprinidae. The record is from RefSeq and is a predicted model, not a curated record. Gene Ontology annotation, cellular component: cytosol; anaphase-promoting complex; kinetochore. Bases 43 to 369 code for a protein of 108 amino acids.
UGUUUUAAUGUGUUUUACUGUGUUUUGAUCUGUAGGUAGUGAAUGGCAGCGUCUUCGUCCUCGUCCUCGGCUGGAGGAGUCAGCGGCAGCUCGGUCACCGGAUCCGGCUUCAGUGCUUCCGAGCUCAUCCCGCCCAGGAAAGUGCUGUACACGUAUCCCAAAGGAGCCGGAGAGAUGAUGGAGGAUGGAUCUGAUAGAUUUUUAUGCGAGUCUGUGUUCAGCUAUCAAGUUGCAUCCACACUGAAGCAGGUGAAACAUGAUCAGCAGGUGUCACGGAUGGAGCGUCUGGCCGGACUGGUGGAGCAGCUGGAGACGGAUGAGUGGAAAUAUAAACCCAUCGAGCAGCUCCUGGGGUUCACCACCUCAUGACUGCAUUCAGAACUGACAGAUCAGUUUCUCCGCUUAUAAACAUAUUAAUUGGUUUUUCCCCAUCUUGAAUGAGCUGAAGUUCUUAUGAAUGUACUAUAGGUGUAUGUUGUGUUGUUUUGCACUGCUUUAUAAUCAUCAGUGUUUGUGAUCAUGUGUGUAAAUAUGCAUUGUGUUUAUAGAUACAGCAUUAGGAAUACUUUAAAAUAAUAGCCCCUUGUUUUCACAGUGUGGAUUUGUAUGUGUAUAAACAAUAAAAGCCUUUUUAAGCACAA